Sycon ciliatum is the source of this 930-nucleotide messenger RNA. RefSeq lists its product as uncharacterized. The coding region runs from base 1 to 930 and encodes 309 amino acids. The transcript has a single exon. The record is from RefSeq and is a predicted model, not a curated record. Lineage: Eukaryota; Metazoa; Porifera; Calcarea; Leucosolenida; Sycettidae.
AUGUCGUCUGCCAAAUUUCCUGUACCUGCCCCGUUCGAUUUCUCCACCCCAGAAGCAUGGCCACUCUGGAAGACCCGUUUUGAACGCUUUAGUUCUUUGUCCAAAUUGGACGAGGCGGACGGGCAACGCCAAGUAGACACAUUAGUUUACUCCAUGGGAGCCGAAGCCGAUCCUAUCUUUGAGUCUCUAUCUCUGUCCUCGGAUGAUAAGAAGAAACUCGACAAGGUACUGGAGGCCUUUGACAAGUAUUUUCGCCCGGGUGUAAACGUAAUCCACCAACGGACAUUGUUUGAAAGGUGUGUCCAGAACCCUGGUGAAUCCGUGGAAGAGUAUGUGCGUCGUCUCCGUGCCGCAGCCAAAUACUGCGCGUUUGACAAGCCCGAUGAGCGUAUCCGCGACAGGUUGGUGGCCCAUAUGACGAACCGAGAAGUUUCGAAGAAGCUACAGCUCGAGGAUCACGCUCCGCUGACACUCGAGACUGCCGUGAGCUUGGCACGCAAAACGGAGUCCGUAAACGCCGAGGUCGCCCAGCAAACGCCCCGAGUGAGCCAAGCUGCUGCAGCUACCUCACCGCAGCGGAAACACGGCAAGUUCCCUGCUUACGCAAGUUACGGAUCGAUGGGAAAGCGACCACAGGUCAAGUCCCAACGAGACUCGAGCAACAGUAAGAAGUGCUCGUGGUGUGGCUCCUCCGAAGACCACAAAUCGAACCGUGACGAAUGCCCUGCCAAGGACAAGUCUUGUAACAAGUGUCGUAAGUCUGGACACUUCGCCAGCGUCUGCCGGUCAGCCUCCGCCAGUGCAGCACACAACGAUUAUGUGCAUGUAGCUGAGUUUGACUUGCAGUCGGACCCCGUCGGCGAAAAUUUCCUUGGAGCUGCUUCUACCCACACCGCUGACGAGCCGUGGAUAGUACGACUGAAUCUGUGA